Rotaria sp. Silwood1 is the source of this 513-nucleotide messenger RNA. Lineage: Eukaryota; Metazoa; Rotifera; Eurotatoria; Philodinida; Philodinidae. The record is from the annotation of a GenBank genome assembly.
AUGGCAAUAACAUGGACAAAUCUUGAAAGACUAAGGAAAUUGACAAGGUUAUCAAUUAUUUGUAAAGGAAUACUUUCACCAGCUGAUGCAGAAUUAGCAAUUAAAUAUGGAGCCAAUGGAAUUAUUGUCAGUAAUCAUGGUAGUCGUGUGAUUGAUACAACAGCAUCAGCUAUUGAAUGUCUAAAAGAUAUUAUCAAUGUUGUCGAUGGACGUGCAGAAGGUAAAGUUUGCUUAAUAACAAUAUCGAGCAUGUUUUUAAUUCUCAAAAAUUUACAAGAAGUUUUUGUUGAUACUGCUAUUCGAACUGGUACUGAUGUUUUAAAAGCAUUAGCAUUGGGUGCACGAGCUGUUUUUAUUGGUCGUCCAAUUUUAUAUGGAUUAUGUUGUGGUGGACAAAAUGGUGUUCGACGGGUAUUAGAUAUAUUAAAAAAAGAAUUAACUUAUGAUAUGGCUUGUUGUGGACUAACAUCGAUUGAUCAAAUCAAUGAAGAUAUUCUCUAUAAAUAUGCAUAA